This is a messenger RNA of Aspergillus japonicus CBS 114.51, 990 nucleotides long. RefSeq names its product putative GPI anchored protein. The record is from RefSeq and is a predicted model, not a curated record. Lineage: Eukaryota; Fungi; Ascomycota; Eurotiomycetes; Eurotiales; Aspergillaceae. The transcript has a single exon. Bases 461 to 712 code for a protein of 83 amino acids.
CAGUGCACCUACCGUCAAUCUACGGUGUGAGUCAGGUCUUGGGCUCCGAUCACAAUGGCUGAAUCUUUCGAGAAAGUCGGGCUACUCUUCGCCCAAUUUCUCCCCAAGACACCACAUCCCACUUUCCCAAGCCACAUGCUCCGUCACCCAGGGCCAUCUCAUGGGGUCAAGUCAAGCCAUGGCACAGGCCACACCCAAAGUGACGAUGAUCGAGCACUCGAGAAAAGGCGGGGAGAUUGAUCGGAAACUCAAAUGUUGAAGCCAACCACCAUGUGUACACACUGAUCAGCAGUGCCAAGAAUGGGAAUACGAGAUGGCUCAUGGUCACCGUAUGACAUGGAGGCCAGCGGCUCAUUGUAGUGCUAUAUAGACAUCACUUAAACAACCUGAAUUCAUGGCAUGCGAGUGUCCUAAGCUUCAAUCAAGGGAAUCCUCGAGUUCACUUGGCACUGUUACCGCUAUGUUCACCAGCAACGGUCUUGUUGCUCUCGCAACACUCGGAUUUCUCCAUCAAUGCAUGGCCACCGCCAACCUCUCGCCCGCUGUCCUGAAACGAAAUACCUCGCCGCCUGAGGCGAGCAGCCUUGCGAAGAGGGAAGUCUGUUCGGACGGCACCCAGUGCAUUGUCGGCAGCUGCUGUGGUGAAGGGUGCUCAUGGAACUGUUGUGGUCUGGACCAAGGUGGAUGUAAGAUCCCAUCCCUCAAUGCGUAGUCUUCUUAUAAACGACUGACUGACAAAACAGUCGGAUGCGAUCUGGGCGCGCGGUGCCAAUUUGACGGCAAUGUGUUUAUCGGAUGCUGUGACAACUUCAUUGGGUAUGCCUCGUUCACCACCCAUCUCCGCCAACAAGCAUCGAGCUAACCUGGUAUCCGCAGAGGCUGUACCGGUGAAGCCACCCGCAUCACCGUCCACACCCCCUACAGCACCGUCACCUUGAGCGACUCGACACCUAGUAUAUCAGCCGCGAAGACGUCUAUAUUCACUUCGUC